AUGUAUAAUGACAAAGAAAAAUUCAUCUACUUCAUUGAAAGUGAAGGAUUCGAUAGAGAUCAAAAGCUUAAAAGCUAUUUAUAUCCAAAUGCUAGCAUAAGAUAUUCAUUACUUGAAUUAUGUUGUUAUUAUGGAGCAGUUGAUUGUUUCAAGUUAUUAAGAACGAAAUUUAACUCAAAAAUAACUGAAACAUGUCUUCAAUUAUCAUUUUUAGGCCGAAAUCCAGAGAUCAUGAGUGAAUGUUUGAAAUAUCAAAAGCCAGAUGAACAAUGCAUGAUUAAUGCAAUUAUUUCACACAACAUUGAUUUUGUUACAUUCUUGGUAAAUGAAUACAAUAUAGAGAUCGAUUUAUUUUAUUGUGUAUUAUAUCAUAAUCUUGAAUCAUUUUUAGUCUAUUUCGAUCAAACUAACGAUUUUAACAAAUGUUUUGUUAAUUCCACAUUGUUUGAAAUUCCAGCCCUUUGUGAAUAUUUCCUUUCCUAUGGUGCAAAUGUCAAUGAAAAAGAUAAUAUUGGACAAACAGCUCUUCAUAUUGCAGCAAAAUUUAACAACGAAGAUAUUGCUGAUAUUCUUAUUUUACAUGAUGCAAAUAUCAAUGAAAAAGAUAUUUAUGGACGAACAGCUCUUCAUACUGCAGCUUCAUUUAAUAGUAUAGAAACCGCCAUUCUUCUUAUUACAUGCGGUGCAAAUAUCAAUGAAAAGGAUGAAAUUGGAGAUACUGCUCUUCAUCACGCAGCAUCAUAUAAAAAUAAAGAAAUGGCUGAAUCUUUUAUUUUAUAUGGUGCAAAUAUCAAUGAAAAAAAUAAACAGGGAGAAACCGCUCUUCAUAUUACAGCAUUGAAUAAUAUGAAAGAAACCGCCAUUCUUCUUAUUUCACAUGGUGCAAAUAUCAAUGAAAAGGAUGAAUAUGGGAAAACUGCUCUUCAUAAAUCAGCAGCAUUUAAUAGUAAAGAAACUGCUGAUCUUCUUAUUUCACACGGUGCAAAUAUCAAUGAAAAGGAUGAAUAUGGGAAAAUCGCUCUUCAUAUUGCAGCACAUGAAAAUAGUAAAGAAAUUGUCGAUCUUCUUAUUUCACAUGGUGCAAAUAUCAAUGAAAAAGAUAAAAAUGAGAAAACCCCUCUUCAUCAUGCAGCUUCAUGUAAUAGUAAAGAAAUGGUCAAUCUUCUUAUUUCACAUGGAGCAAAUAUCAAUGAAAAAGAUGAAAAUGGACAAACUGCUCUUCAUAUUGCGGCAGUAUUUAAUAGUAAAGAAACGGCCGAACUUCUUAUUUCAUAUGAUGCAAAUAUCAAUGAAAAAAAUAAUCUUGGAGAAACCGCUCUUCAAAUUGCAGCAGUAUUUAAUAAUAAAGAAACUGCCGAUCUUCUUAUUUCACAUGGUGCCAAUAUCAAUGAAAUAAUUUAA
Molecule: messenger RNA, 1401 nt
Organism: Trichomonas vaginalis G3
Lineage: Eukaryota; Parabasalia; Trichomonadida; Trichomonadidae
Product: ankyrin repeat and SOCS box-containing protein 4 family
Exons: 1
Coding region: 1-1401 (466 amino acids)
Molecular function (GO): protein binding
Source: RefSeq, a predicted model, not a curated record